UUCCUAACUACAGUGAACUAACCAGAAGUCUCGGAAUAUGCUCUGGUGGUCAUUUUACACAAGUUCAGGUGUCAAAUCCAUGAAACCUACACCACUAACCAGCAUCAGUCCUACAACUUCACUCUCAAAUUUAAUAAAUUCUGGGACAAGCAGAAACUGUAUUUUUAGCGGUGCAUUUUGUGGCAGGCCAGACUGCUAUAAAAUGCACUCUCCUUGUAGCACCACUUCAUCUUGAUUCAGAAGAGAUGUCCUGGAUAUACAUGAUAAUGUAACACGGGUGUUUUUGUUUGUUCAUGUUUAGCGCGUUGGGUUGUGUUUUUAAAGCGAAUGUUACGUUUUUAAAGCGUGUUAUGCGACAGGUGUGUGUAGCACUGGUUACACAUCUCAAUGCGAGAGCAUUAGUCGAGACCACACCUUUACCUGACGUACAACGUGACGUAUGGCGCACACUUUCAAAACAACAAUGGCGGAUAGAAGAUAUUGAUCGAGGCGGCUAAUGCUCCUUUCGCUGGUUGCCAACCACCAUUAAAUAACAAGAAGAAGAAAAUAUUUAUCUGCUUUUCUUAGUUUUGCACGUUUAAGACGCAAUUCAGACUCAAACAAAGCUGCAAAGCAGGAGAACAACAUGGCCAUCAACUAUUCUGUGCCACACAUCCAGUUCGCUGCAGCACAGAGUGAUGAUGAGAUGGUGGAAGAACAACAGAGACAAUUUACGGACCGUUAACAUGUGCAACUUAGAAGUAGUCAGAGGUAACUGGAUGGAGUUCAGUCAGGUUAAAUGCAAGGUUGAUUGGAUUAUAUCUGAAGAUCGUAUACUAUUCGUGACAACUCUGCUAGACUCCAAAUUUCUCGUCCAUGAGGGAGUAUCUCAAAAGUAAAUGAAACAACUAAACUUAACACUUUUUCCCUAAAAUGGACUGACAUGGGAAACAUUAAAGUUGGAUUGACACCAGCUAAUCAGUCUGAAGGUAAGUGUUUUUUCACUUAUUCGAGAGAAGUCAGAAAUGCGUUCUUAUUACUGUUUGUUUUGACUUUUAAGCUACCCUACCAGGUUAUUUUCAUUCAAAUGCUAAGACAAAAUAUCAAUAUCUAUGAAUGUGGAGACUCAAAAGACUAGUUAGGUAAUAGUUGCCGAUGGAUUUAUGAGACUUGAUAGAAAGUUGGACGUUUGCAACAGGUGAAUCGGUGAACUACCGAGGUUGCGCCCAAAUGCUUAAAGCUGUUAGCUGGUCAGUGUUUUCAGGUGUGCUUGUACUACCUGUACGGUGCGGAGUGCUGACUAAGUCAUGUUAAACCCAUUAAAGCGUCGAGCUCAAAUAUCUUUUCAUUUUUGUGCACUGCUCUCUUGUCUUUUCUCAGCACACAUUUUCUGUUUAUUGAAGCCUUUUGUUAAUAAUUUUGAUCAUGUAAAAACUGGGAAUUGGUCCCUAUUGACAAUACUCUUAUUUCUUUUAUUUUUUUUGCAAUGCAUAUGUCAUUUAGUAAAGGUAAUUGGUCAUUGAACUUUUUGCAACUAUGUGUAUUUGUAAAUUUUGUGGCUUCUGUGCACACAAAUUUAUAUUGUUCAGUUUGCAUGUUAAAAGCCACAAACAUGUAGCUAACUAUAGGCUUUCUUGUGGAACUGAGAACUGUCCUGCCACUUUCAGAACAUUUUCUGCCUUUUAUUCACAUAUGCCUAGGAAUCACAGAACAAGAAGGGAGACCACUGAGGAGGAAUUUUAUAAGUUCACUGGUGACCUCAGCUGUCAAGUUCCUGGAUGUGGGUAUGCUGCACAAAACUUUACAACUCUGUGCCCAUCUCAGAUUUCACAUCAAAGACGGGAAAAAAGUAUUAUGUCCAUUUGAAGAUUGCUCUAAAUACUUCAGUGUCCGAACAUUUUCCAGCCGUAUUUCUCGAAAACAUAAGUAGACAGUUCAGCAGUCAAGGGCAACAAGAAAUUGAGGAAUUUGCCAUAAUACAAGGACAGGACACAGUUAAUCUAUUAGAAGACAGUUGGCUUUGUGUAAUUUAAAAAUGCAGGCUGAAAUGCUCUUACCAACCAGCACUAUACAGAGCAUCAUAGAGGAAUUUCAGGAUCUUCUCAGCUGUGCAAUGCACGAUGUUCUUGCAGUACUGUCUGACAAACUGUCUUCAUUUAAUAUUCCACAAGCAGAAGUGGACAAAAUCAAUCAAGAACUUUUUUCAUAGAGGACUAUAUAUAUCUGAGACACAGUAGGUUUCCUGACAAAGCUUUAAAAGCAAAACAUCACUAUUUGUUACAUUAUGCAGAGCUUAUCCUUCACUUUGGACCACUCAUUCGUUUGUGCACCCUUAGGUUUGAGAGCAAGCACUCAUAUUUCAAAGCAUGUACAAGUUCAGUCUUGCAUAACUUUGUCAACUUAUGCAAGACUGAACGGCAUCAGUUACUGCAGUCCUACCUCUCAGUGGGCCAAAUGUUUCCACCUAUAGUUCAAAUGAUUGGAGAAACAAGUGAUUAGAAUCCUCAUCUUUACAACGCUCUCAUUCAAGAAGCUGUGGCAAACUUUGGAUGUGUCAGCAGUUGUCUACAAAGGUACCAAGUAUGUCAAAGGCUGUUUCCAUUGUAGAUGACACUGAUGAUGGCUUGGUUUUUGGGAAGAUAGCUGUUAUACUUGUUAACGAUUCUGAAUUGUACUUUGUGCUCGAGUUGCAUCACUCAGUACUCCUCAUUGACCUUGGACUUCACUGCUUGCGUUGCCCUACAGAAAGAAGUGUUUGUGUAAAUGCUGACAGUCUGAUGGAUUAUUACCCACCACCACUUUAUAACAUGGCAGGCCUUUUUGUUGUCUCCCUACACCAUUCAGUUUCCUCUUAAUUCUCUUUCAGGGAUGGAAAUUGAAGAGGAACUCACAAGCCUCCUGCCGACACUAGACAGAGAGAAAAUAAUCUGCAUUGUAGAACAUCUGACGGACGUUAUUGGUGUACAACAAAAAAGUAAAAGUGUUUGUGGAGGCGGAAGAUCUCAAACCCUUUCUCACACCAAUUCAAAUACGUAAACUACUUCUUGCAUUUAAAGGAGGUUUGUGUAGGUUCUGUACAAAUCAUAGACUUGAGUCUAUGAUUUGAAGGUCACUCAUAGACUCAUAUGUCACUGAUUAGCUUGAUUAGCUUUUUUUUCUCUUCACCAUACUACACAUGUACUUUGACAGUAUAAUAUUGAAGAGUGUUUUGGGGCUCACAUUGUCUGGUAGAUACUUAACACGGAAAACAUAAACAAAAGUAGACACUAAAUCUAACACCAUUAACCUUUCAUUGGUAGUGGUACAACUAAGGGUUUGAAAUUGUGACAUACUGUAAAAUAUAUUGACUCAAGGUCUUUUCAAUGCAAGACCUUGAGUUUGUAGUUCUUUUGCAGUCCUGGGAUUGCUUCUUUUCAUCUUCAGACAAGGUCCCAAAAAACUGCCUUGCCGUUAGUACUCAAUCCUAAUUGAAGCGUUCAUCUUUUAGUGAGGACAUAUUUGUUGACGUAGUAGCUUUUUAAGGUAACUUUUCCAAUGAUCUUUAUUUAUUUAUUUGUUUAGAUGGCAACAGACCAGAGAACCUGAAUGACACCAUUACUCUGGAGCCUUGCCCUGCUGCAUCAGCUGAAACAUCAAGCCAUCCACGUCCACCCCUCCUCCUCCACGUCCACCACUAUGUACAACCAUUACUCCAGCUCUUGGGUCUCACACUUACAGAUUCCUUGGGAAAGAUUUCCACUCCGACUGUCGCAUGCAAUCACAAGAGGGGACAGAGCUCAUCCAGAGGACAGGAGAAGUAUGGUUAGAAUUGUUGUGGAAGCCAUGCAAGUUCACUGCAGGAACCCUAAACGUGCAUCUUGUGAAGAAGUUGCUAAAAUCAUUGUAAACAGAUACCCUCAAACAUUUGCAGAUUUUACUGAAAAGGGAGAAAGACUGGGUUGUGGACAUUAUUCACUACUAAGAAGCAUCAAAUCUAGAGUUGAACAUGUUAAUCGAGAUAAUACAACACAUAGACUUCGUCAAACAAAGAGAACCAGGAAUGAGGAAGACUACAGUCCCAACAGUAAUGCAACCUCACCUAAAAAAGUUAGAUGCCUUGUUGAUAGCUACAGUUGUAUAAAUUGGCAACCAGUUGAACUUCCUGAGGGGGAAACCCCAGCUUCUUCAGAGGAAAAGAAGCACAUCUUGUUAACAAUUUUUAAUUCAGAAGGACCUGGAGCUGUGGAGAGACCUGAUGUGGAUGACUUCAUGUGCCUCACAUAUAUUUCUCAGCGCCAGCUUAUCAACAGUUGUCCCUCACUUUCAGUAGCUGUAAUUCAGGAGCAGUGGCCAUUCUUGUUUACUCAGAAAGGUCUUUCGAACCACUUUUACAAAUUCACAGGCAUCGAUAUCAGUGAGCGCUUAGGUCAGGCCCUCAUAACCAAAGGCAGAAGGAUUGUUAACUAUUUCUCCAGCCAGAAGCUCAAAUGGAACCUUGGUAUAAGGACACUCAUCCAGCAGAUAGAAAGUGAGGGAGUUUUGACCAACAACAAGGUUGGCACAGCAACCAUACUUCUCAUGAUGAAGUAUUACAAGGAAGAUGAAGACUCCCUCUUUGUCUUAGCAGAUGAAACAUCUACCAGGAUGUCCCUUGAAGCAGAGAGCAACCUGCCAAUCACUCCAAGGCUGAUUAUGCUUGAUGAUCCAUGACCCAUGCUUUCUGGACAUUUACACAAGACGAACAACAAUGAAGACAAGCUCUCUCACCAUCUUACAAGAAGCUGUCUCUGUCCAAUAGGUUUUUUGAGUGCAACAGUUUUGAUUUUUUUUUUCCUUCUUUUACCCGUUUGUUAAAAAUUAUUUCAGCUACUUACACUUUAAUUGUCACAUGUAUUGGCUCACCCUACAAAUCAAUGAACUCAGUCCACAAAGCAAGA
Messenger RNA from Oreochromis aureus, 4895 nucleotides. RefSeq lists its product as uncharacterized. The record is from RefSeq and is a predicted model, not a curated record. NCBI's taxonomy places the organism in Eukaryota, Metazoa, Chordata, Actinopteri, Cichliformes, Cichlidae. The coding region runs from base 3565 to 4668 and encodes 367 amino acids. The transcript has 3 exons.